Bicyclus anynana (squinting bush brown) is the source of this 1554-nucleotide messenger RNA. RefSeq names its product aquaporin-like. The record is from RefSeq and is a predicted model, not a curated record. Lineage: Eukaryota; Metazoa; Arthropoda; Insecta; Lepidoptera; Nymphalidae. Gene Ontology annotation, molecular function: water channel activity. The coding region runs from base 125 to 940 and encodes 271 amino acids. The transcript has a single exon. Gene Ontology annotation, biological process: transmembrane transport. Gene Ontology annotation, cellular component: plasma membrane.
GUUGACUUCACACGUAUAAGGAAAGACGUGUUGACCACUUCGCAAAUUCAUAUACUCAGUGAUUAUAAUGUUGUGAUUCAUUCGAUCAAUAGCAUCCUCACUCGGAGUUACUAUACCGUUAACAAUGGCAGUGGAUACUCAUUUAGAAUCUGCGGCAGACGAAAUGAUCGUUAAGGAGAACAAGACGAAUGUUUCCAAAGGAUUCCGUCCUUGGUGGACUGAUAAUUGGAGAGGGAUCCUGUCUGAAUUUGUAUCAACAUUUUUAUUGCUGUUCCUUGGAUGUAUGGGGUGCAUACCAAUAGAUGGUUUCCCGAAGAAUCCACCACUGUACGGUGCUCUCGGAUUUGGGUUGAUCGUUCUCAUCAACAUCCAGACAUUUGGACACAUAUCUGGUGCGUUUAUGAAUCCUGCAGUGACUUUGUCUGCUGUUAUUUGGGGUAAUUUAUCUGUGGCUGUUGGUUUGGCGUAUUUUGUAGUGCAAUGCUUGGGUGCUGUCGUCGGUUUUGGUGCUCUUAUGCUAAUGUCACCAAUAGAUUUGUCCGGUGGGGUCUGUACAACACAGCCGCAUAUAAACCAUAAUAUAUAUCAAGCUUUCGGUAUUGAAAUACUUUUGACAGCAUCUUUAGUGCUCAUCAAUUGUAAUUUAUGGGACCCUGUUAAUGCAGAGAAAGUUGAAUCCAACCCAGUGAAAUUGGGCCUGACUGUGGCUGGUCUGUCGGUGGCAGGUGGUCCUCUAACUGGGGCCAGUAUGAAUCCGGCGCGAUCGUUUGCGCCAGCUAUUUGGACCAAUACUUGGAAUGGACAUUGGAUAUACUGGUUGGGGCCAAUUAUUGGUGCAGUAUUGCCCACAUUAUUUUAUAAAUAUGUCUGGUUGAAGAUUGAAAAGGUUAAGUUGCCAGAAGUGCUGCCUUGGACAGAAAAUAAUAACAGUGAAGCAUAAACGGACUUUGCUAAAACGUUUGACCUCGAAUAAUGCAAAUAUAGACAGAUGUUCAAAUAUCAAGUGUGUUUUACAGCUCUCAAAAAUAAGAAAAACUAACAAUAUUGUGUGUACAGUGUAGUUAAACAACUAUCAAUCAAAAAACAUUAAUGUUACAUUACGUAAGUAGCUAAAAACAAUUUUUUUUUUUAAUUUAUUGAUUGUAUAUAAAUUGCCUACAUUUUAACAGUUAACAUUUUACAAUUAACAUUUUUCUAAACAUUAUGUAUAAUUAUUUUAGCAAACUAUAUGGAUAUGACACGAUUAAAUACAAUUUUUUAGGUUAAAUGUUCUUUUGUAACGUUAUCUUUAAAGCAAUAUUAGGCUCUUAAUAUAGUUUAGUUCAUAAUUUAUUGAUAUUUUUAUUAAUUUUAACUUGCAAGCAUAAUUUUUGAAGGGUAUUCUUGUAUUUUGAGCAAAAUUAUAACAUCCCAGUCUUCAUUGGUUUGCAAGGAUUUGAUUGAAAGUUCUAUAGUACUAAAUGUUAAGAAUUUACGAUUAAUGUAAAUUAUUUUUGUUUACGAAUUUAUUUAUUUGUAAUGUGUAGUUUUUUUUAUUAAAAUAAAAGAUAUGUC